Molecule: messenger RNA, 294 nt
Organism: Lactuca virosa
Lineage: Eukaryota; Viridiplantae; Streptophyta; Magnoliopsida; Asterales; Asteraceae
Source: the annotation of a GenBank genome assembly
AUGUUCUUCGACAUGGGACCCUACAUGGUAUGGGUGCGGGGAUACAUGCUCAAACUCGAGGUUAUGGAUCAUGCAUUGGGGGUUCUAGCCAACCAUCACUCUAGUGUCAUGGAAUUAGAAACAAGAUUUCUCCUUUCAUGUGUUCUCGAUCAUCAGCCAGGGGACCAUGGUACCAGUGCGAGUGGUACAAGUGUGGGUCGUGGGUAUGGAUCAUUUGGGGUACGGGUCAUUAGGUCGAUUAAGUAUCAUAUGGCCAUGAGACAAGGUUUGAUUUUCAUAUGUGCUUCGACAUAG